Molecule: messenger RNA, 1241 nt
Organism: Episyrphus balteatus (marmalade hoverfly)
Lineage: Eukaryota; Metazoa; Arthropoda; Insecta; Diptera; Syrphidae
Product: gustatory receptor for bitter taste 93a-like
Exons: 2
Coding region: 16-1179 (387 amino acids)
Biological process (GO): sensory perception of taste
Cellular component (GO): membrane
Source: RefSeq, a predicted model, not a curated record
UGUCAUUUCCUACAAAUGGAUUCUCAAAAACUUUUCAAAUGCAUCUACUACAGCGCCAAGUAUUUGGCUUUAACUUCUAUUACUAUCGAUUUCAAAACCAACCAAAUUCGCAAACCAACCCGCUGGAGUACAAUUAUUUUCAUCGCAAUUCGAAUUAUUUUGCUCUACUCCAUAAUCUUCUUCCAUAAACCCUUGAUGGGAAUACCAAAAUUACUGGAACUUGGACAUGUAUUAAACUUUUUGCAACCAGUUAAACAUAGUUCCCUUACUUUGGCUGCAGUUAUUCUUUGUAUAAAUUGGACUUUGUGUGAUGUACAAAAUGCCACACAUAGAAUGCUCAAACAGUUCUUUAAAGUUCAGCAAGCUAUUGUCAAAAAAAUUGCCAAUUCAAAGAUAUUAAAUACAAAAAAGAUCCAAUACUUGGCUAUUUCAAAGUUUUUGCUGUCAUUUAUUGACACUUUGCGUGAUGCUAGAAGUGGAUUUCCAGAGCUUCUUGCAUUUGAUUUAAAGUGUUUUGUAUUUUAUGCGGGUUGUUUUCUGUCAUUGGGUGCUACUCUAUUGGUGGAAAUCUGUUUUAUGGGAUUUCUUGUGAUUGAAGUUUAUUACCAGCAAAUGAAUGCCCAUCUAAGACGUUUAGCGGAUAGAUUAAAAUUACUUGAUAAACGUCAAUGCAGCCGUCAUGUACAAAUGAAAGUUCUUUGUGAGGCCGCAGAUGAACUUGACGACAGUGGAAUAAUUCUGUCGGAUAUUUACCGUGCCGCUCAGAGUUUCUUUUCAAUAUGUCAAAGCAUUUUGUUCUAUUCCAUUUUUUACAAUUUCUUUUACAUUCUUGUCGAAUUUAGGGAGAGAUUUUAUGAGAAUAAAAAUAAAGGAAUUUUUAAAUGGGAAUGUUUAGUUGAUGUUUUGCCAAAUUUGGUAAAUCUAUUACUUUUUAUAUUUUGUGCUGAUAAGACAGUACAAAGAUCAAGAAGGAUCAAAUUGAUCGAAUUCGAUGUUAUAUGCUCUGGGAUGGACAGCCGAUGGGAUGAAAGUGUGGAAAUGUUUUUAAGUCGACAAAAUAUAGAAGAAUUACACGUGAAAGUAUUUGGUCUUUUCGAGUUGAGCAAAGAGUUUGCGAUGCUCUUGUUUUCGGGCGGAGUCACCUAUUUGUUUUGUCUUAUCCAAUUGGACAACAUGUAAAAGCAUAUAGAGUGUGUAUUUGUAUAGAAUAGUGCAAAAUAUUACUGUUGACUAAUUUAUGA